UUUUUAUACAUUUUAUAGUAAAUGUGCAUGAAUUCACGUCUAAAAAUGAAUUGUACCUAAAAUGUCUUGUAGUCAAAGGCCACCUGAUGCUUGUAAACCUCCAGCUCCAGCCAUGAGUUGUAUUCCAUGGUUGAUAAAAAAUAGUAUCAUUUUUGGAACUGGUGUCUACACAGGGGUUUACAUAGCACAAAAUUAUCAGAUUGACAAAGUUGAAGACCCCAAGGCACUAUUUGAAAAAGCUCAAUGUUAUGUGAAAACAAAAAUGGAAGAAUUAAGCAAGAAAGGCAAGGAUUGAAACAACUGCAUAUAAAUUAUUUAUGAAUUUAAUUUAAUUUUCUGUAAAUAACAUUUACUAGGUAUACAGUUUAAUGAUUUUAAAUAAAUAAAGGUAAAAAGAAA
This is a messenger RNA of Maniola jurtina (meadow brown), 399 nucleotides long. RefSeq lists its product as uncharacterized. The record is from RefSeq and is a predicted model, not a curated record. The transcript is spliced from 3 exons. The coding region runs from base 62 to 295 and encodes 77 amino acids. Lineage: Eukaryota; Metazoa; Arthropoda; Insecta; Lepidoptera; Nymphalidae.